AUGGCGUGGUCAACGGAGACGCCGUCGUAUUGCGGCUGGAAUGAGCUGCAUGUGAAGAACGCGAGAGGGAAGAUGGAGGUUCAUUAUUAUCUCGAGAGGAAAGACGGAUGUGCGGAUCUGGCUGUUGUUGGGAGGGUGAAGAAUUCUAAAAGCAUGUCCUUUCGUUACGCUUUGAAGAAGAAUCGCUCCGUUUUGAAGAAGCUUGACUCUGUAGAAGACGUUGCGGAUUGGCUCAAUUCCAUUGUUUCCGGUGAGAUACCGCACGUAGCAGAUGUGCCAGCUACUAAUAUGACUGAACAAGCUGCUGGAGGAUUGAAUAUUGGCGCUCUAAUGAAUGGUCAAUAUCAAAAGCCUAUUCAUCAGGCCAUCAAAUUCUCCUGGAUCGGUUCUGCUUCAACUUGCAGGAAACGGCGUAAGCAUUAUCCAUCUUUUUCCCGGAACGGUAUCAUUGUCUCGGUGAACGAUUUUGUGUAUGUUUUAGCGGAGCAACAUAAGAGACUUGUUGCAUACUUGGAAGACCUUUAUGAGGAUUCUAAAGGCAGCAAGAUGGUCGUGGUACGAUGGUUUCACAAAACUGAUGAAGUUGGAAUUUAUUUGCCCGAUGAUGUCAAUGACAGAGAGAUUUUCUUUUCUCAUAGUCUUCAAGAUAUCAACAUCGAGUGCAUUGAUGGAUUGGCUACUGUCCUCAGUCCUCAGCACCAUGAGAAAUUUCUCAAGGUGCCAAUGCAUGUUCAGCCAGUAGCUUUCUUCUGCCAGAAAUUAUACGGAGAUGAUGGCAUGAAGCCGUAUGACAUCACACAGUUAGAAGGUUACUCGAGACAAGAAAUGCUUAGAUACUUGAAUGUAUCCGUUGCAAAGUCAGGGGAGGGUGCCCAGGCACUUGGUACUGACCUAGGAACAGGAGCUUCUCUUGCUGGUUGUGUUGGGGUUAGAUCGAGGAAACGGCGUCGUUCGGCAGAUGACGUGAAAGGUGACUUCAAAGCUAGCCCAAAUUCUGUUGAGUUGGGGGCUUCAGAUGCUUCUACGUGCAAAGGCGCAAAAGAUGAUGCUUCCCAUUACAUUAAAAAGGGUUCAAUUGUUGAAGUUCUCUCUCAAGAUAGCGGCAUCAGAGGCUGUUGGUUUAAGGCAUUGAUAAUAAAGAAGCACAAAGACAAGGUUAAGGUCCAGUACCAAGACAUUAAGGAUGCAGUUGAUGAAUCUAAAAAGCUAGAGGAGUGGAUUUUAACAUCUCAGGUUGCUGCUAGUGAUCAUUUGGGUCUUAGAAUCCCAGGACGAAACAUAGUACGUCCAGUUCUGGAGCCUAGCAAAGAAAACGAUGUAUCGGCUGUUGGUGUUGGUAUGCCUGUGGAUGUGUGGUGGUGUGAUGGAUGGUGGGAAGGGAUUGUGACGCAGAAAGUUUCAGAAGAGAAAUUUGAAGUUUACUUGCCAGGUGAAAAGAAAAUGUCUGCCUUCCAUCGUAGGGACCUCAGACGAUCUCUGGAUUGGUCUGCAGAUGAGUGGGUACCCAUAGAAUCAAGAUCUGAUCUCGUUAGCUCUGUUCUAUCGUUGAUGGAGAAGAAAGAGGCUGAGGUGAAACAUGAUGAGAAGCUACCUGAAGCUGCUGUUGCUAAUGCUGUGAUGUCACCAAAGGGUGAAGCUAACCUCACCAUCUCUCUUCCAGUAGCUACAACAGACAAGGCAUCUACUAAGCAACCAGUUCCAGAUCUUCUGAAAGACGUCUUAGUCUCUGGUUUAAAGUGGAACGCAUCGAAGAAGAAGAAGCGGAAUCGAACUGUCAGCGUCUGUCCGCACGACCCUAGCUCGAGUAAUGGCGGCUCAUGUGAAAGAUCCUCGGAUUGUGAGAAGUGCAUUUCAAUGGGAGGUUCUCUGUACAGCUCCUCGGUUGUUGUUGGACGAAGGAAGCGUAAUCGAAUCGUGAGUUGCUGUCCGCACAAUCCUAGCUUGACUGAUGAUGGUUUCUCACGUGAAAGGUCAUUGGAUUGUGAAAAGAGCAAGUUCAUGGGAGAUUCUGUUUUCAGCUCUUCUGUUGGGAAGCCUUUGACUGGCCUAUUAAUGUCAAGAUGA
Molecule: messenger RNA, 2064 nt
Organism: Microthlaspi erraticum
Lineage: Eukaryota; Viridiplantae; Streptophyta; Magnoliopsida; Brassicales; Brassicaceae
Source: the annotation of a GenBank genome assembly